AUGUUGUUUUUGACCUUGUUGAAAGUGCGACGGUUUGACUGCGCUGAGGAUAACCCUGAUAAGGACGUACUGAAACGUGCCUUCAGUCAAGGCUCCUGUCUGUAUAUUGUUAUAGGCGCUGGGGCGCCGAGUAAGAUCAGAAAAGAGGAUUUGUACGAGAUAGAUGUCACAAUACCGUCCGCUCUGGCAAAUGAGGCCAGAGUUAAUGGUAUUCGCGCCUUGACCCUCUUAGGGUCUACCGGCCCCGAUAUAAAUGCAACGUACUCAGCAUGGACCGGAACCAUAGCUGGCGGUGGCUACUAUCGCCACUGCAAGGGCCAAGUGGAAGAGAAUAUCAAACAGCUCAACUUUGAGAGCACUAACCUGAUGCGUCCAGCGUGCUUGCUGGGCAAUACCAAUACGCCAAAGCUCGCGGAGAUAGCAAUCAAGGCGUUUAACUUCAUCACACCCGUCAAGUUGCAGGGUAUUGAGGUGACGACUCUCGCACAGAAGAUGAUCAAGGCGACCAACCUGUAG
Sphaeroforma arctica JP610 is the source of this 516-nucleotide messenger RNA. RefSeq lists its product as hypothetical. Lineage: Eukaryota; Ichthyosporea; Ichthyophonida. Gene Ontology annotation, biological process: import into nucleus. The record is from RefSeq and is a predicted model, not a curated record. The coding region runs from base 1 to 516 and encodes 171 amino acids. The transcript has 5 exons. Gene Ontology annotation, cellular component: cytoplasm.